Racocetra fulgida is the source of this 833-nucleotide messenger RNA. NCBI's taxonomy places the organism in Eukaryota, Fungi, Glomeromycota, Glomeromycetes, Diversisporales, Gigasporaceae. The record is from the annotation of a GenBank genome assembly.
CUUAUUUAAAUAGUAUUACAGAUCAAAAAUUCUUAAAACCAAAAAUGCCUCGAAAAGACGCAAAGAAAAAAAAAUUAGAAAGAAUACUUGGUUCGCCAAAUUCAACGUCGAAAGAAAUACAAGAUGCUUUUACAGAUUAUUGGUCUAGCACCAGAGAAUUUCACGAGUGUAGAUAUCUUCGAAAAGAAACAUCAGAAUCAGAAUACAAUGUCACUAUCCAAAUCCUCGAUUCAUUAAAUGUUCGAAUGAAAAACAUGAUUAUUCAGAUUGAAAGACUGAAAAAUAAAAAUCAUAUCUUGGAAAAAAAAAAUAAUAAUUUACAAACUGAAAAUGAAAAAUUACGAACUGAAAAUAAAGAAUUAGAGAAUAAUAAUGAAAAUUUACAAUACGCAUUAUUUGAAGUAGCUACCCUAGCCAAUAAUAGUGAAGAAAAAAAUAUACAGCUACGUCAAGCAAUCAAAGAUAUCUUUGACUUAUGUCAAAAUGAUAAACUUAAGCUUAACAAAUUAAAUAGAAUUUUAUAUAAUAAUGGAGUCAGAGAAAUAAUUAUCCCAAGAGCCCGUUAUUCGGGCUUUAACAGUGCCGCCGAAGCAAGCAAACCAAAAAUCUACGAAAUUAAUAAUGAUGGAUCUUUUCCACAACCUCAACUAACAUAUACUUAUUCAUUCUGCGAAACUAACGAAGUUGACCGAGCCAAUGAUGCCAAUGAAGCAGCUAAUGAAAGUCAAAUUUACUACGAAACUAACGAAGAUGACCAAACUAGUGAAGAUAAUGAAAAUUAUAAUAUUUUAGUGAAGAACGAAAAUAAUUUUGGUGAAGCCAGUAAAGUUUGA